Cariama cristata (Red-legged seriema) is the source of this 1741-nucleotide messenger RNA. RefSeq names its product receptor-type tyrosine-protein phosphatase N2-like. The annotation marks the transcript as partial. Lineage: Eukaryota; Metazoa; Chordata; Aves; Cariamiformes; Cariamidae. The record is from RefSeq and is a predicted model, not a curated record. Gene Ontology annotation, cellular component: secretory granule. The transcript is spliced from 8 exons.
GUUUUACCUGGCGAGAUGAUUAUACACAGCAUGUUAUCGGUCAGGAACUCUCAACCAUUCACAAAAUCCACAACAGACACCCUGAUAUAUUUGCAUCUGAAGGAUCUGACGCAGGAAGGAAUUUGGGACAGAAUGCAGAUAGUGAAAGAAAUUACGAUCUGGAAAAUGAUGUAGACUUGGCCAAGUCUCUUCAGCAAUAUCUUAAAUAUCUUGGUAUUCUCUCCCAGUCUGCAGCUACAAAUUUGUAUCCCAGGAAGAUGGAUGGAGCUUCUGAACAUGGUAGCCUGGCAGAGGUAAAGCUGCCUCAGGUCUGUGUCUCUCCACGUCUAGCCAGUCGCCAGGUAGAGCAGGUACUGCCUAUAGGCACCAUGGGACCCAUGGUCCGACUCCUGUUAUUGGCACUUACAUACACACCACAAACACAGAACAGAGCUUCUUACCCGGAAGAACAGUUAGAAAUGGAGUUCAUUGAGAAGACAGGACAGACUGGUGAUCAGACACAAGGCAUGAGCUACAUCUAUAAUGAUCCUAUCAGGUACUACCUGAUGCAAAAACCCAAAGAAAGAGCGCCUCCUUUGGCCCAUACAUCAACAUCCCAUCAGCAGCGUGCUGACAAUCUCCGUGAGAGGACCUUGAACCAGCCUCAGCCAGACAAGUUCUCACCGGAGUCAGAAAUGAGACUCGACCAAAAAACUCUGAUGGCUGCACUGCAUACGUACAUCACUCAGAACUUGUCAGCACAAAGCAGUGAUAAAAGCUCUCACAGCAGGACUAAAGGGUCUCACGUUUAUGCUGAUAGAUUCUACCCUUCCCAAGUCAGUCCUUUUGAUGGAACUUCUGCCAAAGGAAAAGAGGAAGAUAUUAAAAUGAAGAAGCUGUUCCAGCCAAGACCUGCGUCUGGAGUGCUGGGGCCGACCCCUGAGAUUUUGAAUCAUAAGUCUGCUUCCCAGGAUGAUCCAAAGGACACUCUGAGUAUCGUGGAUGAAACACUUAUUAAAGAUGUGUUGAAGGACCUAGAGAAACACCAAGUGAAUGUGGAGAACCUCAGCUCAACAGAACUGAAUGAGAUCGCUGAUACUAUUGCCAAUGCGCUUCAAACCAUUGGCAUUCAGGAAGAAACAGAAGAGGGUGCUGGAAAAACUAAAGACAACAAAACAGAAGCACAAAUGAAGAAAGGAAAUGCUCGAGCAAGGGCAGAGGUUCAGACUGGUUUAAUGGAAAACAGUGUUAAUAUAUCAGACAAUGGAGUGCGUGAAGCCAGUGCAAGAACUGAUAAAGAGGAGAACAGUGCAAAACUAGUUACCUUCUUGAAGGAGAACGCAUUACCUGAAAAUAUACCUGAAGACCUUAUACAUGAAGAAUCUAUUAAGACAGAAAGCAAGAAAUCUGAAGACACUGACUCUUCUUCCUCAGAAGAAAUAAACGCUGGUGUGGAAAAUGUAAAAAGUGAGACUUUCUCAAGGGAAUUGACAGCUGCAAAGAACAGCGAAUCUGACUCCAAAGACCUGAGCAAGACCCGCUACUGGAUUAAGAAUGCUUUAAUGCAGGAUGGACACCUCUAUGAAAAGCCUCAGAAAAAUACAGGACAAGGCUUACAACUUGAAGUGAAAUCUUCUGAGGAGAAAGAAUACGGCUAUAUUGUGACAGUGAAAGACCCCCUGAGUGUGGAAAAGGGCUUGGAGUUAAUAAAGGAAGUGGCAGAUCUCCUAAAGCUGCAGAUGAGUGCCUUCGAUGAUGUCAA